GGCUUGUUGUCACCGUUAUUUCUGAUGCGCAUGCGCACUGCAGCUUGUUUCCUGCUUUUUUCAAAUGAGUUACCUGCAGCUUUCUGACUCACCUUCUAUCUGCUGUGUGUGUGUGAUCAGGAUACAAUACGACCGUUUUCUCUCCCUCACACACACUCACCGUUAUUUCAGAGCGCUGGAGGUGAUAUCUGUCUUUACCUGUCCAGGUAGCACACCUGAGCGGACUCACCUGGACUCACCUGGACUCACCUGUAACACUUCUCCUUCCUUUUUCACUGGAUAGACUGAGAGAAAAGGUGUGCGAGGACUAAAAAAGGAGAUUAAAGCGGUAUAAAGAUUGCCAAACGAGGAGAAAGGGUGCAGAGAGGACUCACCUGAGAGGAACGACACCGACAUUUUUGUUUCCUGCUUUUGUAACUUUUUUUUACGUCGCGACUUCCCCGCAAAUAACCGGAUAAAUAAAGGACAGAGUGUUAAUUCAACAUGCCGAGAGCCUUUCUGGUGAAAAAGGCGAGUGUUUCUCCUGGAAAGAGGAACUGGAGCGAAGUCCAGGAUCAUGAGAGAGGAGAUGUCUACAUCCCAGCAUCCAUCUACCCUUCGGCCGUCCUGAUGAUGGUGGCCGAGGCCAGCCCCGCCGAGAUGACGCCGCUCUGCCUCACCAAACACACCCCCUCCCCCGACACGCAAACGCACGCCGAGCUUCCGUCCAGCACGAUGCUGGGCCGACCGCGGAGCUCGCCGCCCUCACCGGCGGGAAGAACCGAUAUCAGACGAAGGGCGCUGAGACACUCCACCUUCAUCCGGUCCAAAAUCAAGGUAACUACAGGCGAGUUGCCGCCCGAUCCCACUGCUCUUCCUCUUCCUCUCCCUCCUCUUCCCACACCGCCGUCCCUCACUCCAAACGCCACCGUGAUGCCAGUCGCCUUGACGACAGACCCCGACCCCAUGGAAGCGAUCUCCAUGGUGACCAGAUCGACAGGUCAAAGUCAGAGUUUGUCGACGCCGGCGUAUGCGUGCCAGAUUUGCCAGAAGACCUUCCAGUACCAGCGAAUGUUGAACAGACAUCUCAAGUGUCACCUCGACACCAAGAGACACCUGUGCACCUUCUGCGGCAAAGGCUUCAACGACACCUUUGACCUCAAGAGACACGUUCGCACGCAUACAGGAGUCCGUCCUUACAAGUGCAACCUCUGCGAAAAGGCCUUCACCCAGCGCUGCUCGCUGGAGUCCCACAUGAAGAAGAUCCACAGCGUCACCCAGAAGUACGCCUACAAAGAGCGACGCAACAAGCUGUACGUCUGCGAGGAGUGCGGCCUCACGGCGGGAACGCAGGACGAGCUGCUGAUCCACCUCCACUCGCUUCACCCCGACAGCGCCCUGCUGAAGGGGAAGGCUGGGAGGAGAGCCGGAGGAGGAGAAGGGUCGUCCCCAGGCUCUCCUCAGGGCGCUGAUAGUGACGACACUACUGGAUCAGCAGGCCAGUAGGUUAGAGACGGCAGCCUGGAAGCUCAUACGGACAUAUAAGUGAAGUGAUACGAGUCAGGUUGGGGGGAAGUAAAUGUAUGUAUAUGUGUGAAUGUACGCGUGUAUGGAUUUGGGUAUCUGUAUAUAUCACAGACUUAAAUGAAAUAAUGCACCAAACAAUGCAGUGUCUGACUAAUAUAUAUAUUUUUACAUGGGAUUGUGACGUGGAGAAGCUAAUUAACAUGUUCGACAGUACCAAGCUACCAUCAUUUUCUUCUUCGUCUGUAUAGCGUGUGAAUAUUUUCCUGUGGGCGUCUCUGUACAGCAAAAAAAUGUUUUUCUAUGAAAAAAGUACUUUGUUCAUUAAAGGGAGUAAUAUAUUACA
Sebastes umbrosus (honeycomb rockfish) is the source of this 1849-nucleotide messenger RNA. RefSeq names its product ovo-like zinc finger 1a (gene ovol1a). Gene Ontology annotation, biological process: epidermal cell differentiation; regulation of transcription by RNA polymerase II. NCBI's taxonomy places the organism in Eukaryota, Metazoa, Chordata, Actinopteri, Perciformes, Sebastidae. The transcript is spliced from 5 exons. Gene Ontology annotation, cellular component: nucleus. The coding region runs from base 484 to 1485 and encodes 333 amino acids. The record is from RefSeq and is a predicted model, not a curated record. Gene Ontology annotation, molecular function: RNA polymerase II cis-regulatory region sequence-specific DNA binding; DNA-binding transcription factor activity, RNA polymerase II-specific.